GCCACUACUACGGGCCUACUACUAGUAGACUAGGACGGUCAUGUCGCGAAUGACAGAGAAAGCACAGGAUGAAAUAUCAUCUCUAGCCGACAGAAAUGUAGAUAGCACAGACUCUGAUCUGCGUUACAUGGCAUAUGCUGCUCGUCUCAGGACUGCAGUGCGCGCCGGCAGUCGCUAUAUCGCAUAUACCAGUGAUGUCGGAGAGGCAUUUCGCCCGGUAGUACCUCCUGCCAUAGUUACUGCAUGUUAUGGUAUUUCAUGGCUAUAUCUCGCCGGCGACGUGAGUUAUGAGGCAUAUAAGACUCACAGACGCGGUCCAAGCCCAAUAGAAGCCGCCCAUUUCUCUGAGCCGACAAGAGUAGGGAUGGUAGCCGUCAAACGUGCGGUUUUUCAAUCCGUAGCAUCAAUGGCUCUUCCCGCAUUCACUAUUCAUACCGCCGUCAACCAAGCAAAGAAAGCUUUCACGAACGUGCAAAACAAGAGAUUGAAGACAUGGGGUCCGACUAUCAGUGGACUUGCUAUUGUUCCUUUCCUGCCAUACAUAUUCGAUCACCCCGUAGAGACGGCAACAGACAAGGCCUUUGAGUGGAUAGAGAAUAGGCUAAUUGAGAGCCAGGUGGCUAGAAAGAAGACAGGAUCGUAAUCAUAUUUCAUUUGUGUUACCCACUCCUCUAGCUCACUGUUUACCCUCUGCAUCGAUAUGCUAUCUCUGUAGCACAUAUAUUAUUUGCCACCAUGGUCAGAGUUAAGACCCCCCCCUAACUGUGAUCACUGAGAGGCUUACUACUGCUGAUGUUGUUCGUCAUUGCCUCAAUGUUUAUUGGUUUCACACCUUUCUUUGUUUACCUUCAGAUACCAAAUUCAGUCUCCUGGGAC
Suillus clintonianus is the source of this 876-nucleotide messenger RNA. RefSeq names its product mitochondrial 18 KDa protein-domain-containing protein. Gene Ontology annotation, cellular component: mitochondrion. The transcript has 4 exons. The coding region runs from base 41 to 643 and encodes 200 amino acids. NCBI's taxonomy places the organism in Eukaryota, Fungi, Basidiomycota, Agaricomycetes, Boletales, Suillaceae. The record is from RefSeq and is a predicted model, not a curated record. Gene Ontology annotation, biological process: mitochondrial fission.